Messenger RNA from Diprion similis, 3476 nucleotides. RefSeq names its product circadian locomoter output cycles protein kaput-like. Gene Ontology annotation, molecular function: RNA polymerase II cis-regulatory region sequence-specific DNA binding; DNA-binding transcription factor activity, RNA polymerase II-specific; protein dimerization activity. The transcript is spliced from 13 exons. Gene Ontology annotation, cellular component: aryl hydrocarbon receptor complex; cytoplasm; transcription regulator complex. The coding region runs from base 185 to 3262 and encodes 1025 amino acids. Gene Ontology annotation, biological process: regulation of transcription by RNA polymerase II. The record is from RefSeq and is a predicted model, not a curated record. NCBI's taxonomy places the organism in Eukaryota, Metazoa, Arthropoda, Insecta, Hymenoptera, Diprionidae.
GUUAAUCUUCGUUCGAUGAUGAAGAACAGUGCGAUGAUCAGCGAUGUUUCGUUAUACCGUGACGAAGGUGGUGAACUCGUUGUAAUUAUCGGUGAGGUAGCAGCGGCGUUGCGGAAGGAAAUUGCUUCCGCCUAGGUGCCUGUGCUCGAGUGGGUGUGUAUGUGUAUAUAUAAAUAAAUUCGUAAUGUAUGAGGCAAACGAGGAUAACAACAACAAGAUGUGGCCACAACAGCAGCAUCAGCAUCAACAGUUUAUGGGGCCCGUUGCGCCCCCUCAGCGUCCGGCUCAUCGUCAACAACUCGAGACCUCCUCGUCCUCCUCUUUGCACCAUCACCACCACCAUCACCACCACCACCAUCAUCACCACCAGCAACAGCAGCACCAGCAGCAGCAGCAGCAGGAGCUCGAAACCUCCCCCCCAGCCAACCACCGGCUCGAUAAUCACCUACCUCCCCAACAGAUUACCCAUCAACAUCACGGGGUCAUGGAACUACCCGCACCAAGCAAUCCCAGAGCCUCGCGAAAUAUGGCGGAAAAACAGCGUCGAGACAAUUUGAAUACUAACAUCUCGACGAUGGCUUCGCUGGUGCCGACUGUCGCCGGAAGCUCGAGGCGGAUGGACAAGAUAUCAAUCCUUCGACUAUCGGCCGCAUUUCUAAGGGCCUAUUACACGUUGGGCCCGGGAUCGAUCCAGUUUCUUCCCUCACGAUACGACUUUGAUCUCGAACAGUAUAUAAUCGAAAACGUGCUCGCAAACGCUGGAUUUUUAAUCGUGGUCACGACGUCAGGAAAAAUCGUCCACAUCAGUCGACAGGUCGAGGAUCACCUUGGCCACGCGCAGCACGAGCUGCUGGGCCAGCCGUUGUACACCUUCGUAUGCCCCGAAGAUUACGCCGAAUUACGGCGCGGACUGACACCAGACGAAAGCCAAACUUCUACCUCUAACGCCAUACAGGCGAACGACGAGACCUCGAGCUCAUCCGAAGAGCCGGCAUCGUCGAAGACGGAAAGACACUUUACCGAGGAACGACGGAGCUUUAGCAUACGGAUGGCACAGAAGGCUCUGAACAAGAGGGAUCACGGGCAGUACGAGUACCUGCAGGUCUCUGGUAUUCUCAGGCUUGCCGACGCCUGUGUGAACCAACCGACAAACAACAAUAAUAAUCGAUCCAGGCCCCGAGAAAUCAACGGGACCAGCAACGACAUAAUUUUCGUGGGGAUCGCACGGCUCAUGAAACGACGCACCAUAACAGAACUGUCCCUGCUUGAAGCAAUGAAGGAUGAAUACGUGACGCGGCAUCUGAUCGAUGGGCGAAUAAUAUUCUGCGAUCACAGAAUCUCUGUUGUGGCUGGUUACAUGGCAGAGGAGGUAUCGGGACUCAGCGCAUUCAAGUUCAUGCACAAAGAAGAUGUCAGAUGGACUAUGAUUGGGUUGCGACAAAUGUACGACCAAGGGGAGGGAUUUGGUUCUUCGUGUUACAGAUUACUCUCGAAAAAUGGUCAGUUCAUCUACCUCCGUACCCAUGGUUAUCUCGAAUACGACAAGACUACGCAAAGCGUCGAGUCUUUUGUAUGCGUAAACACGUUGGUCUCGGAAAAAGAAGGUGUCGAACUAGUGAAGGAAAUGAAAAACAGAUUCUCAGCAACUAUUUCUGGUCCAGCUAAAGCCAUAAUUCCACUUCCAAAUUCGAUCACGCCUUCGGUGCAAGAUUCUCAGUGGACGGAUCCGGAACUGACGGUCGAAGACCCUGCUCAGCUCGAGGAUGCUGUGAAGCAAUUGAUAAGUAAUCUGCCGUCUCCAGCCACGCCCGGUACUUCGAUCUCACCUUCUCCGGUAACAGAUAACCAAUUCUACAAAGCUGCCGUGUACUCCACCAGAUUGCCACCGGCUUCUAUUCAAGCCCAAAAGAUUGGGAUAAAACCAGUGCAGAUCAAGUCAUCCUCGGACGAAGAAUCGAUUCAUGACCGAACCGAGAGUCAUAAAACAGGAGAAUACAUUUCGGCUGAAAGUGAUUCAGCAUCGAUUGAUGCGCUGCAGUGUAACGGAGACAUUGAUGAUACUCGGGUGUCAUUUUUGAAUUCGCGGAACAACUCGGCGGUUGAAGAAUCACAGGGUGAAUGCGAAACGGAAGACAUAGUAUUGGGACUCGGUGACGAUCAUUUUGUGGAGGCGAAACCGAAUUUGGAGAGGAAUAUGCUUGUGACGGAUGCAAAUCGUAACUUGAGUUUGCAGAACUGUGGAGUGGCUGGGUCUAGAAUAUCUGACAAUUUACGAGAAAAACGGGUGUCUCGUAAGCGGGCGACUCGCGGCGCCGAAGGGAAAGUGCAGAUGGAUAAGUGCUACAAGACAAUUCGGACAAAAAGCACAGGGACAGCGUCACAGAGAACAAACGAGCCAGUCCGGCUUGCAAAUAGUUCGACGAACAACCGCUGCAUAAGACCAGACUCUACGGGGGAAUACUCUGGCAAUCAUUUUGACGAGAAGAUAUUGAUGGAGGAAGCGCGGUACACGAGAAAGAGGCCAAGAAGCAUCGAAGAGGUGUCGAUCUCCGUCUCGAAGAGAAAAACUAGUAAAAUGGCCUCGGCGUCAAGCAGUAACGAUUUCGUGCUGGGUAACGGAGAUAUGAUUUACUAUCAAAACGUCGAAUCGCCUCUGAUUCCAAGGCUCGACGACAACGAAUUAGGCGAAUUAAAUGGCGAAGCAAAUUUGAUCGGUGAUAUUGUUCUGGAAUCGGAUGCGAGCUUAUCGAGAGAAUUGGCGACCGCCUCGUGUUUGCCCUCGAUCGACGGUUAUCAACAGUCGAAUCCCGGCUUCUCACGUUCUUCGGUAACGGGCUAUCAGAUUAACGAGUAUGACGAUGAUUACUCGGAAGACGUCUUGAGCCCGAGCUUGGACGUUGACACAGAUCUUAUGAAGACAAAUUUUGAAGACCGACAGUCAGUGGUGUGUAAUGAAAAAACCAUUGACGAGGCACACAUUAACGAAUUUACAGUCUGCAAUCAAGUUGUGAAUGAAGAACUCCGAAAGACGCAGUUUCAAUUGAAACAAAGUAUGGCUCUCAGAGAAUCCCAAUUGAGUGUACUGAAGCGUGACUUGAGUAACCCCGUGAAGCGUGACUUGAGCAACCCCGCACUACUGGCUCAACGAAAAAACUUGAAACAAAUAGAGGCUGAGCAUAACGAGACCAAACAAAUGCUGAUAACGCUUCAACAAGAUCAUUAUAACUUGCAGGUCAAUGUGCAGAAAAACAUCGGAGUGUGAAUGAAUGAAGGAAAAUUUUAUUUUAAUUAACGCUGCAGCAAAGUUUGCUUACAUUUCUUUGCUAAUCUGAAAUGAACUCGGACACCUUCUCUCCCACCUCCCUGCUACCCAUUUCCUAUCCACAAAUAAUUUAAGCAACAAAUAAUUCACGACUGCAGUGCAAAAUUGCCAUGACGUGUAUGGAAAGCAACUGGAGGAUAUACGUGUACGUAUA